UGAAAGACAUAAAUAGGCGAAAGAGGACUUGGAGAUUUGCAGUCACUCGUCCCGACAGCCACAUCCACUGCUCUCCUCUCCCCUUCUCCUCACCUCCAGCCCUCCUCUCCACUCAUCAGCUGCAGCCCUUCAUUCAUCUGGAACCCUGAGCAAAAACCAGCCUUCCAUCCUCCCCCAGCCUGCCCUUAUCAUGGACACCACAAAAAACCUUCCCUCCUUCUCUGAGGCUGUCUAUCGCCUGGGAGUCAUGAUGCUGACACUGUGCCAGGGCAUUCAUUCAAUGCCUGUCCCGACUGAUGUCCCCAUGUGCACAGCCUCUGACACUGCCCAGUAUAGUCUAACAUUUACUGGCAAAUGGACCCAGGCAGCUUUCCCCAAGCAGUAUCCUGUGUACCGUCCUCCUGCACAGUGGUCAAAUCUUAUUGGAGUGACGCAUAGCUCUGACUUCCACAUGUGGCAGCGUAAUGAGUUUGCCAGCAAUGGAGUGAGAGAGUUUGCGGAGAGAGGCGAGGCCUGGACGCUCAUGAAGGAAGUGGAGACGGCCGGCGAACGCAUCCAGAGCGUUUAUGGGAUCCUCUCCGCUCCCGCUGUUGUGGGAGGCACAGGCCAGAUGAGCACCGAGUUCGAGGUCUUCGCCAGGCACUCGUAUCUGUCGUUUAUCGUGCGUAUCAUUCCAAGCCCGGACUGGUUUGUGGGUGUGGACAGUGUUGACCUGUGUGAUGGCGACCACUGGAAAGACAAUGUGUCGCUGGAGCUUUUCCCAUAUGACGCAGGAACUGACAGCGGUUUCACCUUCUCCUCCCCCAACUUUGAGACAAUCCCACAGGACAAAGUCACACAGAUCACCUCCUCCGUUCCUAGCCACCCUGCAAAUUCCUUCUUCUACCCACGCCUGAAGCACCUGCCACCCAUUGCCAAGGUCACACUGACCAAAAUAAAGAAGACCAAUCAGAUCAUCAGCCUGCCGGUGGAGCCCACACAGUCCAAUCAACUGCCAACAGGAAACGAGAUUGAAGACAAGCUCAUAAAUACCCCUCUGGACUGUGAAGUGUCCGUGUGGUCUCCCUGGGGCUUGUGCAAGGGCAAGUGUGGAGGCUCAGGUGUGCAGCACCGCACCCGCUACAUCCUAAUGCACCCAGCUAACAAUGGAGCAGCCUGCCCCCUGCUGGAGGAAGAGAGGAAGUGCUUCCAGGACAACUGUUUAUGACUAGGCCAGGAGAGGAGGGAGAAGAAAGAGAGGAAGGAGAAGAGAGAGAAGAAAGAGAGGAAAGCCAGGAGAGGGAGGAAGGGACGAAGACGGACAAAGAACAGCAAAAGGUCUGCGAUAUAUUCACAGGAGGCAUAACUAUGACGAACUAGAUUCCGUCUCUCCUCCCUGACCUUUCUGUGGAAUUGACUCAUAUACUGAUAGAUUGUUUGACUGUUAAAUUGGGAGAGUCUGACUGCGAAAUAAAAAAAAUUCUUGUCUUCCAAGUCACGCUGAUAGAUCUGACAGUACGAGAGAGGUGUAGUUUGGCAGAAUAGCUAUUAGACACCAAUUCUGUUUUGGCAGAUUAUCAAAACUGUCUGGAGAUAGAACAAUGCUGUUUUGAACAUAGCCAUAAACCGAAAACACAUGUUCGCACUGUAAUUGGGUUUGGUCAAAGAUCACAGACAUUUAUUUGCCCGCAUUGGAUUAUAAUUCCCAUUAGCUUUCAUCUAGAGGAUUUGGAGAUAAAUCCAAAUAAAUUUCAUGUAAGUUCUAGAAUCUCUAUAGCCAAGAGACACUUAACAGAAACUCCAAACAAUAUCAGACUGGGAAUUGAAAAAAACAUGAUGCCUCAGUAUUUCCAUGAGCAGAAGUAGCGACAUGUACAGUCUCCUAAACAAUGCCGCAUUAAAGAACAUGUUUACAGACACAUUGCGGUUGUUUUCCUGAAGAAAAAGAAUAUAUUUAUUGACAGGAUUUUAACCUGUAGUGUACAGUAUAUUAAAUCUGAAAGUAAAAAUGUGUAUUCCUUUAUGUUAUUGAGACAUUAAUGCAACACAGAAAAUAUGUGUUUUGUGAAAAAUUUUAAAAAUACUAAAAAUGUACAAAAAAUGUACGUAUGUUUUCUGUAACUGUUUUCUGUAAGGCUCAAUAAAAUGUUAAUAUAUCUAAA
Messenger RNA from Amphiprion ocellaris (clown anemonefish), 2141 nucleotides. RefSeq names its product spondin 2b, extracellular matrix protein (gene spon2b). The record is from RefSeq and is a predicted model, not a curated record. The transcript has 6 exons. Lineage: Eukaryota; Metazoa; Chordata; Actinopteri; Pomacentridae. Bases 191 to 1207 code for a protein of 338 amino acids. Gene Ontology annotation, biological process: cell adhesion. Gene Ontology annotation, cellular component: extracellular matrix.